AGCGAGAGCUCUUUCCGAAUCAAGCACUCUUGUUAACACGGAUUUCUCUUCCCCAGGAGCCCUAGAUCUCUACACCGCUGUCUCGCUGCCGAUCGAUCUCGCAGAGCGCCGGUCACAGGGCUUCCGAACGCCGCUCUUCGAUCUAUCCAGCCAUGUCGUGUCCGUCUCACAUCUUGGCUCACUCCAGAAAGUUGAGAAGUGCUCAUCGCUUGCUGCGGCAUGAACGCGCCACUUUGGUGCGUUGGUUCUCAAAUGGUGUACGUCCAUCUGCUCCAUCCGCUGGUGCCGGAGACGGUAUUUUGGGUGUUCAGGGACAUGGUUUUGCUACUGGAGAAAUAAAUCAGGCCUGUAAACCUUCCAUGAGAAGCCCUCCAAGUACAGAUAGCAUUCAUUACAAAUCAACAAAUCCUGCUCUCUUCAAGGCAUCAUCCUCAGGAGUAUUCAAAGUAAAUGUUUUAAGGAUGUCAAUGAAAGUGGAAGCUCCAAUGGCUGGCUUAGCCUCCAAUGAAGGCUCACAAGUACACCCAAAGAGAUGUUAUUCAAAUGAUUCAGGCCUUCCUCCACAUCAGGAGAUUGGGAUGCCUUCUCUUUCACCAACAAUGACUGAGGGUAAUAUUGCCAGGUGGUUGAAAAAGGAAGGUGAUAAAGUUUCUCCUGGUGAAGUACUCUGUGAAGUUGAAACAGAUAAAGCAACAGUUGAGAUGGAAUGCAUGGAGGAAGGCUAUCUUGCUAAGAUAAUACACGGGGAUGGAGCAAAAGAACUUAAAGUUGGUGAGGUAAUUGCCAUCACUGUCGAAGAUGAGGAGGAUAUUCUAAAGUUUAAAGAUUAUCAACCUUCAAAAUCAAGUGCUGCUCCUGCAGCUAAAGGACCCUCAGAUUCUGCCCCACCCAAAGUAGAGAAAGUUGACGAGCCUGCUACUUUGCCUGAGCCAAAGGUUUCCAAGGCUGCUGCAGCUUCUCCUUCUGAAGAUCGCAUUUUUGCUAGUCCUCUUGCAAAAAAGUUGGCAGAAGAUAACAAUGUAACUCUCUCAAGCAUCAAAGGAACAGGUCCUGAUGGGCGCAUUGUGAAGGCUGAUAUUGAAGAAUACUUGGCUUCUCGAGGGAAGGAAGCUCCAAUGGCAGCAACCAAGGUCGAUAUAGCAGCAGCUGCAUCUUUAGAUUAUACAGACAUACCUGUUUCUCAGAUUAGAAAGAUCACAGCUUCACGGUUGUUACUGUCAAAGCAAACUAUUCCUCAUUAUUAUUUGACUGUAGAUACCUGUGUUGAUAGACUGAUGGAAUUGCGGAGCCAGCUCAAUUCAGUACAAGAAGCUUCAGGUGGAAAGCGGAUCUCUAUUAAUGAUCUUGUGAUUAAGGCUGCUGCUCUGGCCCUUAAAAAAGUCCCUCAAUGCAAUAGUUCAUGGACAAAUGACUAUAUCAGACAGUACCACAAUGUAAAUAUCAACGUUGCAGUGCAGACAGACAAUGGAUUAUUUGUCCCCGUCAUCAAGGAUGCCGACAAGAAAGGUUUAUCCAAGAUUUCCGAGGAGGUCAAACUUUUGGCUCAAAAAGCCAAGGACAACAGUUUAAAGCCAGAAGACUACGAGGGAGGAACAUUUACAGUGUCAAACUUGGGAGGGCCCUUUGGCAUCAAGCAAUUUUGCGCCAUAAUUAACCCUCCCCAAGCAGGCAUUCUUGCAGUUGGUUCUGCCGAGAAGAGGGUAAUCCCUGGUUCGGGCCCCGAGCAAUUCCAGUUCGCUAAUUUCAUGUCAGUAACAUUGAGUUGUGAUCACCGUGUUAUUGAUGGUGCCAUCGGUGCAGAAUGGCUGAAAGCAUUCAAAGGCUACAUAGAGAAUCCAGAGUCCAUGCUUCUUUAAAUCCAUUUGAUGUUCUUUCUUUCUGUCCAUUUUCUCUCUUUCAAGUUUAUUCUGCAAGGGAAAGAGCAGUAGGGGACUUUUCCACCUUUCUUUUUUUUUUUUUUAUCUUUGGCGGUGUUUUGAUUAUGACGUUCAUGUUGGUGCUCUCCCCCACAAGGAGGAACAGGGUCCCCGGCCCCAGUCCCCAGCCCCAGGUAGGUGGUUUUAUGCAAUAAAGGGUGGGAGGGAGGGGUGGGUGCUAAAAAUGAGGCUUUCGACCAUCAAUCAUAUCAGACUGACUGAUUAACGUGCCCCAAAUGGCUGGUGGACCCACCCGAAGGUGCCUUCAUUCCUAUCCUAAUAAACAACCCAAUUUUGAUCCCAGUAGUUGGCGUGAAAUUUUUUGGGCUGCGGUUUGUAAUUUACAAAGCGCUUUCUUAUGCACUAUUAAUCUUUGGGCAAGCUUAGCCUUUGGUUUGAACUCCAUAUCUUCACAUUUCAACGUUGAAAAUUUUUGUAUGGCUGUAUCUAAUUCUAACGUAUGAUCCAAAUUCUUUGUUGCA
Messenger RNA from Diospyros lotus (date-plum), 2398 nucleotides. RefSeq names its product dihydrolipoyllysine-residue acetyltransferase component 2 of pyruvate dehydrogenase complex, mitochondrial-like. The record is from RefSeq and is a predicted model, not a curated record. The transcript has 19 exons. The coding region runs from base 153 to 1856 and encodes 567 amino acids. Gene Ontology annotation, cellular component: pyruvate dehydrogenase complex. Gene Ontology annotation, biological process: pyruvate decarboxylation to acetyl-CoA. NCBI's taxonomy places the organism in Eukaryota, Viridiplantae, Streptophyta, Magnoliopsida, Ericales, Ebenaceae. Gene Ontology annotation, molecular function: dihydrolipoyllysine-residue acetyltransferase activity.